AUGGCUGCUGUAACAAGCCCAGAGACGAGUCCUCAGCCCCGCGUGUAUUUCCAGACGCCGGCGGCAGAAGAACUGGAGGCUCCCGUGCGCAAACAGGGACGCGUCACGGUGAAAUACGACCGCAAAGAGCUGAGGAAAAGACUCAACCUGGAGGAGUGGAUUAUUGACCAGCUAACGGACCUCUACGGAUGCGAGGAGGAGGCCAUCCCGGAGCUGGAGAUAGACGUGGAUGAAUUGCUGGACAUGCCGAGUGAUGUGGAGAGAGCAGCCAGAGUCAAGGAUUUGCUUGUUGAUUGUUUUAAACCCACUGAGGACUUUAUUUCAGCUUUGUUGGAUAAAAUCCGAGGGAUGCAGAAGCUGUCUACGCCUCAGAAGAAAUGA
Molecule: messenger RNA, 381 nt
Organism: Knipowitschia caucasica
Lineage: Eukaryota; Metazoa; Chordata; Actinopteri; Gobiiformes; Gobiidae
Source: the annotation of a GenBank genome assembly